Messenger RNA from Aspergillus sclerotioniger CBS 115572, 2220 nucleotides. RefSeq names its product P-loop containing nucleoside triphosphate hydrolase protein. Lineage: Eukaryota; Fungi; Ascomycota; Eurotiomycetes; Eurotiales; Aspergillaceae. The transcript is spliced from 9 exons. Gene Ontology annotation, biological process: transmembrane transport. The coding region runs from base 1 to 2220 and encodes 739 amino acids. The record is from RefSeq and is a predicted model, not a curated record. Gene Ontology annotation, molecular function: ATP hydrolysis activity; ATP binding; ABC-type transporter activity. Gene Ontology annotation, cellular component: membrane.
AUGUCAUAUUGCAGCCAGGCUGCCUGGUUACAGAAUACAAUUGUCCGGAAAGCAAUAUGCAGAGUUGCGUCUGAAGAUGAGUUUGACGGCGAUUGGUACAGAACAGGGAUUGAAGCCUGUGCUCUGGACGAAGACAUCAAGCUCCUACCACUUGGAGAUGACACUAUGUUAGGGAGUAGGGAGGUCACUUUGAGUGGCGGACAGAAACAACGCAUGGUUGUGUGGCUUAAUGGCGUACUAAGUUCUAUUUAUGCGAAGGCAGAGUCAAGGGUGGUUACAAAUCUAUUCGGGCCAACAGGAUUGCUUCGUCGAACAGGAUCGACGGUCAUUAUGGUUACUCACGCAGUUCAUCAGUUGCACCUUGCGGAUCAAAUUAUCGCGCUAGAUUCAUCCGGGCGUAUUAUCCAGAAGGGUCCCUGGGAGGAAUUCAGAAAAGUCAUGAUCAAAGGUUUGCAGAGUGACACCAUGACAGAUAUCAGCGUGGUAAAAACGGCCGUAGAACCCGAGCAAAAGAAGCCACUGCCCAAAUCUGUCAUAGGACCAACAGCAAAUGACUUUGCCGACUUGAGUCAACGUACGGGUGAUCUGUCUGUAUACAAGUUCUAUGUCAACUCGUUUGGAUGGAAACUUUCUCUAGCUAUGUUGGCAACGGUCAUCAUGGUUGCAAUCACCACGUAUUUUCCGCAUGUUUGGUUGCAGCUGUAUACAGCUGGUGCGGUAAGACAUGUCUCAUUGUUCUGUUCCGUGUAUUCCGUUGUAGCGCUAUCUGCUAGGAUUGUAUUCAUACAUCUAAUCCCUAAAUCAGGGGGAAGCCUUCAUAAGACACUGCUUCAGACUGUGAUACGGGCACCUCAGUCUUAUUUCGACAAGACAGACAGUGGUACAAUACUAAACCUCUUUAGCCAGGACAUGACCCUGGUCGACUCAGCAUUGCCCAUUUCCAUGAUAAUAACUCUCCAAGGUCUCGCAAAUGGACUAGCCCAGAUAGGACUGAUUGCAUCCGGAUCCAGCUACAUGGCUUUAACUAUUCCAGUCCUUCUUUGUCUGCUUAACCUUCUACAGAACAUGCGACUUCUUGAUUUGGAGGCUAAAAGUCCGCUUUACACCCAUUUCAUGGAGACACUCGAGGGACUAGUUACAAUCCGCGCAUUUGGCUGGCAACAGGAGUUUAACGAGAUCAGCAAUGCCCUCCUGAACAAUUCUCAAAGACCAUACUAUCUGCUGUAUUGCAUUCAACGCUGGCUUAACCUGGAACUUCGGCUUCUUAUCGGCUCUCUGGCCAUCAUCAUGGUUACGUUGGCAGUAACUCUUCGGGGCUCCACAUCGGGAGGCCAGAUUGGUAUAGCACUGAACGGGAUGCUUGGGUUCAACGCGACGCUGGAGAUGUUGUUCAUGUUCUGGACAUCCCUCGAGACUUCACUUGGAGCAAUUGCAAGGCUUAAGAAUACCGCGCAAUAUACACAGACAGAAGCAGAAGGUGACCAAUACCCACGUGCAGAAUGGCCGGAAUCUGGCGAGGUUGUCUUUCGAGGUGUAUGUGCCUCUUAUGGACCAGAUGCUCCUGCCUUGACAGACGUCACACUCACAGUACCACCUGGUAUGAAAGUCGGCAUCUGUGGCCGGACAGGCAGUGGGAAAAGCUCUCUGCUCUCCACUUUACUUUGCAUUCUUGACCUAGAUGCAGGAGAGAUCCUCAUAGAUGGGUAUAACAUACACCAGCUUCCCCGAAACACCGUACGUUCUCGUAUGAUCUCAAUUACGCAAGAAGCAUUCUUCCUGAGUGCUUCUGUACGCGAAAAUGCAGACCUCAGCCAGUCCUCAACAGACGACGUCAUCCGUUCAGCACUGAUUCAGACUGGUCUAUGGACCACAAUCAACAACAAGGGCGGCCUUGACGCCGAUAUGAAGAAUAUGUCCCUGUCCCAAGGUCAGCAGCAACUGUUUUGCCUGGCGCGAGUCAUCAUAAAAAAGAAUAAAUCACGGAUUCUAGUCCUGGACAAAGCGACUAGUGGCAUGGACAAUGAAACUGAUAAGCUAAUGCAAGAGGUUCUAGGGACGGAAUUUACAGAUCAUAUGGUUAUUACAGUGGCUCAUCGCUUGGAUGCUAUUUUGGACUCGGAUUUGAUUGCUGUGUUGGACCAGGGACGCGUGGUGGAAUAUGGUCCGCCAAGUCAGCUUUUGUCGCGUCAGUCACUGUUUCAGGAGCUUUGCAAUCAGUGA